UGAUGGCAGAGGUCUUCGAAGUGAAGUUCGGUUAAUCUAAACCAUAUCUAUGAUCUAAACGUUGGUAAUUGUUAGGAUUUGGUGUUAGUUUGUUCUCGUAAUUAGAAUAGAAUGGUAGGAGUAGGAUUAAAAUACAUUUUUGUCGCUGGAUUGGGUAAUAAAAAUACUAAUAUAAAAAAUGCGAGUUUAUUCGAAAAUCAGUUGCUUAUUUAUUUUAAGGAGUCACGACGAUUUCUACCAGCUGUACCAAAACGGUUUUAUAAAAAUGUGUCGAUUUCCCAAAUAAAUGGGAAAUAUGAAGUUAACCUGGAUCAGAAAAAAUUAAAAACACCGUUGGGAAGAGUUUUUCAGGUGCCUAACGAAACCCUUGCCUUGGCCGUGGCUAACGAGUGGGAUGCCCAGAAAGAGAAGAUACAACCUCAUACAAUGAAUAUUACUGGUCUAUGUUGCACAGCUCUCGACAAUCCCACAAAGAAAACCAAAGAAAAAUUUGUGUCUGAAGUUCUCGAAUUCUUAGAUACGGAUACCUUGUGUUACAGGGUAAAUGAACCUGCAGAAUUGGAACAGUUACAGAAAGAAAAAUGGGAUCCUGUUAUCAGUUGGUUUCAACAGAGGUAUCAGGUGGAAAUGAAAGUUUCCGACAGUCUGCUAGCUCCUGUUAUUCCUCAACAAACAAAGGAAACGCUACAAAAACACUUGUUUUCAUUCUCUGACUAUGCACUGUUGGGAGUUUCUUUUGCAGUAGAGAACUUGAAGUCUUUAGUUUUGACGUUGUCCCUCGUGGAUAGAUUUCUUGAUGUGGAAACAGCUGUAUCACUUUCAAGAUUGGAAGUUGAAUUCCAGACAGAUCAGUGGGGUAGAUUAGAGUGGGCUCACGACCUUGAACAGAUGCAGGUACAGUCCAAAGUUGCUGCAGCUGUACUCUUUGUCCAUUUUAAUAGUGAAUCUACAGAGUACCUUACAAAAUGUAUGAAAAGAUAACAUCAAACGAUUAGAUACAAUAUCCCAUCAAUGUAGAUCUGGGUAAGUGAGGUUGCACAUAAGUAGUUUUAGUUUUAUUUGUCUGUGAAUUGGGUAUUCAAGUCAGUGAAUGUCCAGCACUACUUAAACUAACAGUUUUAAAGUAAGUUUGUAAUACAAAAUUAAAGUCAAAUGUAACUAGUAUUGUUAGUAGUGGUGUGAGGUUUUUACCAGUAUAUUGUGAUUGAAACCUCACCAGUUUGCAUAUCAAAGUACAUUUCCUGAGAACCUGUCUUUCAUGAUGUUUUUUUCAAAUCAAAGUUUUCAGGGUUCCCACACUUUCAGUGGAAUAAAAUACAUGAGUAAAUCCUGAAUUUCUCUGUAAUAUUUUUUAUGAAUUUCAAUUAUUAUUUCAUGUUUUUUUCUUAGAUUUUGUAAUGUAAAGCUGUCAAUCAGUAUUGUAUUUAAAACUGAAAAUGACUCAUUGCAAAAUAAAUUUUGUCAUCAUAA
This is a messenger RNA of Limulus polyphemus (Atlantic horseshoe crab), 1470 nucleotides long. Its product is annotated as ATP synthase mitochondrial F1 complex assembly factor 2-like. NCBI's taxonomy places the organism in Eukaryota, Metazoa, Arthropoda, Merostomata, Xiphosura, Limulidae. Gene Ontology annotation, biological process: mitochondrial proton-transporting ATP synthase complex assembly. The transcript has 8 exons. The coding region runs from base 112 to 981 and encodes 289 amino acids. Gene Ontology annotation, cellular component: mitochondrion. The record is from RefSeq and is a predicted model, not a curated record.